Messenger RNA from Aureobasidium pullulans EXF-150, 1365 nucleotides. Its product is annotated as monocarboxylate permease-like protein. Gene Ontology annotation, cellular component: fungal-type vacuole membrane. The transcript is spliced from 3 exons. The coding region runs from base 1 to 1365 and encodes 454 amino acids. NCBI's taxonomy places the organism in Eukaryota, Fungi, Ascomycota, Dothideomycetes, Dothideales, Saccotheciaceae. Gene Ontology annotation, biological process: transmembrane transport. Gene Ontology annotation, molecular function: transmembrane transporter activity. The record is from RefSeq and is a predicted model, not a curated record.
AUGGGCUCGAAACCAGAAUUACUGCGGCCCGAAACGAACGAACAAGACGGCUCGUUUGAUGAGGAGAAGGGAACAGUUGCUACGGCCGAAAGACCCACACCUGGAGAUGAUGGACAACGAGUUGUUGCUGCAGCAUCACCGCCUGCAUUUGAUCCGAGAGAGAAUCCUGACGGUGGGUUUGAUGCAUGGUUGGUUGUGUUGGGUGCAUUCUGCUGCAUGUUUUGCAGUUUUGGCUGGAUCAAUUGUAUUGGAGUCUUCCAAGAAUACUAUGAGACACAUCAACUCCGAGGAUACAGCACUAGUACGGUAUCAUGGAUUCCAUCCAUGGAGACCUUCUUGAUGUUCUUCUUGGGCCCAUUCAUCGGUUACUUCUUCGACUGUUACGGACCUAGAUACAUCUUGUUGACUGGAACAUGCCUUCAUGUAUUCGGCGUCAUGAUGGCAAGUCUUGCUUCAGAGUACUAUCAGAUCAUGCUGGCUCAAGGUAUCUGUAGUGCUGCUGGAGCAAGCAUGUGUUUCUAUCCAGCAAUGAGUGUGAUGCCGACCUGGUUCUUCCACAAACGCGCCGCAGCCUUUGGCAUAAUGGCUGCCGGCUCUUCAACUGGCGGCGUGAUCUUCCCAAUCAUGGUCAACAAACUCAUCCCCAAGAUCGGAUUCGGCUGGACGAUGCGGGUAUGCGGUUUUCUCAUCCUCGCCCUCAUGAUCGUCGCCAACGUUACCGUGAAAUCUCGCCUUCCUCCCCGACCCAAACCCUUCCACAUCAUGCAAUUCAUCCGCCCGCUCAAGGAAACACCAUACCUUCUUACUGUCCUGGGCAGCUUCUUUUUCUUCUUCGCCAUGUUUUUGCCUAUCAAUUAUUUGAUCUUGCAGGCAGAGACAUUGGGUAUGUCGUCGAGGCUUGCGGAGUAUCUUAUUCCCAUCCUCAAUGGCGCGUCCUUUUUCGGUCGUGUGCUGCCUGGUGUUGCGGCUGAUAAGAUUGGAAGAUACAAUGUCAUGACUAUCAUGAUGUCGUUUACUGGCAUUCUGGUUCUGGCUCUCUGGAUGCCUGCUGCCUCUAAUGCACCUAUCAUUGUCUUCGCCGCUCUGUACGGUUUCGGCAGUGGAUCGUUCGUCUCACUGGCUCCAUCUUUGGUUGCUCAGAUCUCCGAUGUAAGAGAGAUUGGAGUCAGGAAUGGAACAGUGUUUGCGAUCAUCUCGUUUGCCGCACUGUGUAGUAAUCCUAUCGGUGGUGCGCUGGUCGCACAUUGGGACGGGGAGUACACUGGCCUACAGAUCUUUGGCGGUAUCAUGGCUUUGAGCGGUGCUUGCACUAUUCUGGCUGCGAGGAUCGUGUUGGCUGGAACUAAAGUUGUGGCUAAGGUGUAG